UAUACUAAUGACAACAAAUGUGCGCAGUACCAAAUCUGUAGACGUAGCAACCGGUCGUGCAAUGAGUUUCUCCGACAAAGUAGUGAUCGUGACCGGCGCUAGCUCGGGCAUCGGAGCUGCUACUGCUGUGCUCUUCAGCCACAGUGGAGCCAGGGUAGUGCUGGUGGGCAGGAACCAAGAUAAACUGAAAAAUGUUGUUGAAAAAUGCAACAAAGGAGGCACCGCUUCCCUAGCGGUGGUCGCAGACAUCAGUAAAGACAGCGAUGUUGAGAAGAUAUUUAAACAAACCAUCGACACAUUUGGCAAACUGGACAUCCUUGUUAACAACGCAGGGAUAGUUGUCCACGGAAGCAUACUCAAUGGCAAUCUACUGCAAGCGUAUGACCAAACCAUGCAAACGAACAUGCGAGCCGUUAUCAAACUGACAACCCUCGCUGCACCUUACCUGAUCGAAUCUAAAGGCUGCAUAGUUAACGUUUCAAGUAUUGAGGGAAAGAAAUCGUCCAUGAUAAAUCACAUGGCUUAUAUGGUUAGCAAAGCUGCGUUGGAUCAUUUCACAAGAGGAGCAGCUUUGGAAUUGGCUCCAAAAGGAGUCAGAGUAAACUCAGUUAGUCCUGGACCUGUAAGGACGGACAUUUUAGAAAACUCUGACAUCGGUGCUGGCAACAUAACAUGGGACGACAUCGCGAAGGUAAUGAUAUUGGAGAGAGUUUCUGAACCGGAGGAGACCGCUGAGCUCAUUCUAUAUUUAGCCAGCGAGAAGGCCAAAGGUAUCACUGGGUCAGACUUCGUUUGCGACAAUGGUGCUCUCUUGGGUACCAAAACAUCAAACUUAAGUAAAUCUUUGUAACACAAUUUUUAAUCCUAAUGAUGUGUUGAUGUAUUUUAUUUUAUUGAUUUUCACGCGACUUAAAAAGCAUCUUUUACCAGUUCUAUAUUUUUUCAGCGUAAAGUGAAUGUUUUAUCUUUCUAAAAAACUUGUUCAAAGUUUAAGUAAUUAAAUAAAAUAAAAUUUCCUUUUUUGUC
Plodia interpunctella (Indianmeal moth) is the source of this 1026-nucleotide messenger RNA. RefSeq lists its product as uncharacterized. The transcript has a single exon. The record is from RefSeq and is a predicted model, not a curated record. Bases 8 to 850 code for a protein of 280 amino acids. NCBI's taxonomy places the organism in Eukaryota, Metazoa, Arthropoda, Insecta, Lepidoptera, Pyralidae.